Ziziphus jujuba (common jujube) is the source of this 3104-nucleotide messenger RNA. RefSeq names its product glutamate receptor 2.8-like. Gene Ontology annotation, cellular component: plasma membrane. The coding region runs from base 83 to 2788 and encodes 901 amino acids. The record is from RefSeq and is a predicted model, not a curated record. Lineage: Eukaryota; Viridiplantae; Streptophyta; Magnoliopsida; Rosales; Rhamnaceae. Gene Ontology annotation, molecular function: glutamate-gated receptor activity. The transcript is spliced from 5 exons.
AACACAGGUUAAACAAAAUGAAAGCAAACCGAGUAAUUAUAUUAUUAUUUUUAUGCUCUGAUUAUUUGUGUGCUUGUAAAAUAUGGCCAUUUACCUAAUGUUGUUAAUCUUCUCUACCUGGUUAAGCCACUGUGUCUGUGUUGAACCCUUUAAUUAUGUCGAAAAUGGGAGCAUUGGAUCAAAACAAGCAGUACGAGUUGGUGUAGUUAUUGACUUGGAUUCAGAUGUUGGGAAGAUAGCAGAGAACUACACAUCCAUGGCGCUUUCCGACUUCUACACUAGAUAUGCAGAUUAUCGGACGAGACUGAAUGUUGCAGUGAAGAAUUAUGGGAAAGAUGAUGUUAUUUUUGCAGCAUCGGCAGCAUUAGAAUUGAUGAAGAAUGAACAAGUAGAAGCUAUAAUAGGACCCCAUAGAUCAUCAGAAGCAAAGUUUGUGAUAGGUCUCGGAGAAAGAGCUCAAGUUCCCAUUAUUUCAUUCUCAGCUACCAGUCCUACUCUGUCUCCAACUCAGAGCCCGUUUUUCAUUAGGACAUGCCACGAUGAUUAUUCCCAGAUAAAACCCCUGACAUCCAUUGUUCAAGCAUUUGGAUGGCGCCAAAUCAUUAUAAUCUACGAAGAUACGGAAUUCGGCAACGGUUUGAUUCCAUAUCUAGCAGAUGCCCUUCAAGAGAUUGAUGCAAGGAUCGUUUACAGAAGUGUCAUUUCGAAACCAAAGAAUAUUCCUCUAGAGCUCGAGAAGAUAAAGGCAAUGGAGACAAGGGUAAUAUUGGUGCACAUGACUGAUGCACUGGGGUCUCGACUCUUUCUUGCUGCAAAUCAGACAGGAAUGAUGAGUAAAGGCUAUGUCUGGAUGAUCACAGAUGGGUUAUCGACAUUGUUGCAUUCGCUUGAGAAACAAGUAACUGAAUCGAUGCAAGGUGUGUUGGGUAUAAGGCCCCAUGUGCCAAACACCAACCGUCUUCAAGAAUUCAAAACCAGAUGGAAAAUUUCAGAGAUAAACCUUUUUGGUUUAUGGGCAUACGAUACCAUUUGGGCAUUGGCCAAGGCUGUUGAACUGGUUUCGGAAUCACACUCAAAUGCCUCAACUCAAAGCAUCAAUAAUGGAAGGAAUAUAGGUGAAGCGUUUUUAGGCCUAAGGGUAUCUGAGUCAGGUCCAGUGCUCCUCGAAAAGUUAAAAUUUACUAGAUUUGAAGGCCUAAGUGGGAAAUUCCGUUUGAUUAGAGGACAGUCCGAAGUGUCAGAGUUUGAAAUAGUGAAUGUGAGAAGGAAAAUGGGUGAAAGAGUUAUUGGUUAUUGGACCAAAAAGAAAGGAAUAUCAAGUGAUUCAUGGGAAAAUGCUAAAACGGGAUACUUGUCUUCCAUGCAUGAACUAAUAAAAGGAAUCAUUUGGCCUGGUUAUGCAAAAGCCCCGCCAAAAGGUUGGAAUAUACCAGUGACUGGUAAGCGGUUGAGGAUUGGGGUCCCUUUGACAUCUGGUUUUAAUGAGUUUUUGAACUUUAAAUGGGAUCCUAUAACUCUUGAGCCCACAAACUUUUCAGGAUUCACCUAUGAUGUUUUCAUUGCUGCUUUAGAAAAAUUGCCAUUUCAAAUUCCCCACACGUUUGUUCCAUUCGUAAAUAGUUCUAGACAAAGUAAUGGUACUUAUGAUGAGUUUCUUUACCAGAUUAAGCUUCAGAAGUUUGAUGCUGUAGUAGCAGAUGCAACAAUAACUGCAAAUAGGAGUACAUAUGUUGAUUUUACAAUGCCAUAUUCUGAAUCAGGGGUAUCAAUGGUUGUGAAAGUUAAUGAUAAAAAAAAUAAUAAUAUCUGGAUUUUCCUAAAACCACUAAAAUGGGAUCUUUGGCUAUCAUCCGGAUUAGCACUCUUCUUCACAGGCUUUGUAGUAUGGCUUCUUGAACAUCGUACGAACAGAGAGUUCAGAGGUCGACCAGACCAACAGCUUAGCACAAUUCUGUGGUUCUCCUUUUCAACUCUGGUGUUUGCUCAUAGAGAGAAAGUGGAGAACAACUGGUCAAGGUUUGUGUUGAUCAUAUGGGUUUUUGUGGUACUCAUCCUCACACAGAGUUACACUGCUAGCUUAGCCACAAUGUUGACAGUGCAAAGGUUGCAGCCAUCGGUUGUGGAUGUUAACGAGCUGAGGAUGAAUGAUUAUUUUGUUGGAUACCAAAAGAACUCUUAUGUGAGAGAGCUCUUAACAGGACAAUUGAACCUCAACGAAUCCAGGCUAAGGCAUUAUAGUACACCAGAGGAGUAUCAUGAUGCACUGUCUAAAGGGAGUAAAAAUGGUGGAGUUGAAGCUAUCUUUGAUGAAAUCCCCUAUAUUAAGCUCUUCCUUGCCAAGUACUGCUCAGGAUACACAAUGGUUGGACCAAAGUACAAGUCCGACGGGUUUGGCUUUGCCUUCCCAAGUGGAUCCCCACUAGUCUAUUACUUUUCAAGGGCAAUCCUGAAUAUCACCGAAGAUCAUAAUAAAAUGCAAGAAAUGGAAGAAAAGUAUUUUGCAGAUCAGACCAAAUGCCAAGAUUCUGCAGCUUCAUCCACUACAUCAUCAGGAAGUAGUCCUAGUCUCAGUGUGUGUAAUUUUGGUGGCCUCUUUAUCAUCACAGGACUUGCUUCGAUUUUUUCGUGCGUGAUAUAUUUCGUUAAGUUCCAACGCAACAACAACAUUCGUUCUUCUAUGAAUGCCAUUCAUUCAAAAAGCUCUCUAUGGUCCAGAACUACUCAAAUGCUAAAGAAUUGUGCCUGCAAGGAUCUCCCUUUGAGAGCUGAAUCAAACAUGCGGAGUUGAAAUUUUCAGUGCUUAAUUCUGAUAGCAAUAAUAAUACUGGGGAAAGUGAAUCUAUAUUGUAUAUGUGAAUGUGAUAUGUGAAAGUGAAACAGAGCAGUAAUUGACAAUCUCUAUUCUGCCAAAACUAAGAAAGCUACUAUAGCUGUAGUAAUCAAUAACAAAAAGCCUGUAUUAUGUCCCUCGCAUUUAUACCCAAAUCUAGAUAUAGAUUUGGCAGCAGGAAUACUGAAGGUCUCGCUUAUUUAGAAGUUUUAACACAAAAUUGUUUUAAAGAUUUUUGUUGUAAUAUUUAGAAUUUAACAAAUAUUUAAUUUCA